Molecule: messenger RNA, 1376 nt
Organism: Solanum lycopersicum (tomato)
Lineage: Eukaryota; Viridiplantae; Streptophyta; Magnoliopsida; Solanales; Solanaceae
Source: RefSeq, a predicted model, not a curated record
AGUUUUAACCAUUACAGAGCGAUUUCAAAACAGAGCUCUUCUCAACUAGUAGUAUUCAAGAAUCAAGAACUGAUUUUUCUGUUCUAACUUUUUAUUUUCUUGGAUUCUCAUUGAUCUUUUAUCCCUGGUGAGGAGUUAGUCCCCUUCUUCCCAUUGAUUUUUCCAGCUCAUACAUAAUAGGUGAAACAUGUCUGCUUACUUCUACUGUGGUGGCUGCGGAGCUCGAAUUGCAUUCGUCCAGGAUUACGCUCACCCUGGAGACGACAUAGAGAAUUCAAGGUUCUUUACUAAAGUGUUUAAUGUUGAAGUAGCAGAGGACGAGCAAUAUAAUCCAGUAUUAAAUGGCAUGAACCUAGCCACGACUUUCUGUGGCAAAUGUAGAACCCCGCUCGGGUGGAGAGUUAUUGCAGUCUCCGAUCUGUCUGAUAGUCAUAAAGUAGGAGGAUUCUAUAUGAGAGUGAAAUGGCUUCAUGAAAUGAAUCAUGAUAAAUAUAGAGACAGAACUGAGGGAUAUGGAGACUCUACUGAAGAAGAACUGGGUGCUAAUGAGAGAAAUCUUGAUCAAGAUGGAAGCACAACUGAGCAAUAUGAAGACUCUACUGAACCGGAAGUGGGUGCUAAUGAGCAAAAUUUUGAUCAAGAUGGAGGUGAUAAUGAGCCAAAUUUUGAUCAAGAUGGAGGCUUUAAUGAGCUAAAUUUUGAUCAAGAUGGAGGCGUUAAUGAGCAAAAUUUUUAUCAAGAUGGAGGUGAUAAUGAGCAAAAUUUUGAUCAAGAUGGAGGCGUUAAUGAGCUAUUUUUUGAUCAAGAUGGAGACGCUAAUGAGCUAAAUUUUGAUGAAGAUGGAGGCGUUAAUGAGCAAAAUUUUGAUCAAGAUGGAGGUGAUAAUGAGCAAAAUUUUGAUGAAGAUGGAGGCGUUAAUGACCAAAAUUUUGAUCAAGAUGGAGGUGAUAAUGAGCCAAAUUAUGAUCAAGAUGGAGGCGUUAAUGAGCAAAAUUUUGAUCAAGAUGGAGGUGCUGAUGAGCGAAAUUUUGAUCUAGAUGGAGGCGUAAAUGAGAAAAAUGUUGAUCAACAUGGAGGCAGUAAUGAGCAAAAUGUUUGUCAAGAUGGAGGCGGUAAUGAGCAAAAUGCUGAUGAACAUGGAAGCAGUAGCGAGAGAAAUGUUGGUCAAGAUGGAGGCCCGCCAAUGAAACGACCGAAGAUAUAGAUCAAGUGGCUGAUGGAAUAGAUAAUAUUGAUAGCCGACUCAUGCUGAUAUUCUGCUAUAGAAAAUGCUAUAAUUCAUAAUUGUGUGAUAUUCUGUUUUCCAUUUAAAUUUUGAGAUUGCACUGCAGCAUAGUACUUCCUUCAGGUUGGAAUAAACCAAUUUGAGAUACUAA